Molecule: messenger RNA, 622 nt
Organism: Salarias fasciatus (jewelled blenny)
Lineage: Eukaryota; Metazoa; Chordata; Actinopteri; Blenniiformes; Blenniidae
Gene: lto1
Product: LTO1 maturation factor of ABCE1
Exons: 5
Coding region: 18-431 (137 amino acids)
Source: RefSeq, a predicted model, not a curated record
GCCACGGGACUUCCAACAUGGCGGACGGAGAGGAUCUGUUCGACAGCAUCCUGCUGGCGGAUGAAAAGUACCGGGGAGAGGGCUACCGGGAGGGCUUCCAGAGGGGCACGCGGCGCGGCCUGCAGGGCGGGAGGAGGCACGGAGCGUCCCACGGAGCGCGCCUUUCCUCCGAGGUGUCCUUCUACCAUGGCUUUGCCACCACCUGGAAGUGUCUCCUGGACCACAGCACAGACGUGAAGUCCAGGAAGCGGCUGAAGGCUCUGGAGUCUCUGCUGGGACUGAUCCGGGACUCUCCGCUGGACAACCCGCAGUCCGUCACCCUGCAGAGCAACACUGACAAGCUCCGGGCCAAGUUCAGACAGGUGUGCUCCAUGCUGAGCGUCCCUGCUGACUUCAGGGACAUCCACACGGCGGCGGGGACAUCGUUUUGAACACCGGCGAGGAAGAGGAGACGAUUGAAAGACAGCAGGGAGGUGGGGCUUAAUCCCAGUCUGCGCUCAGCACGGCGUGUGUGGGUUUGGUCAUGUGACCAGUCGGAGUGAGUUUCUCCACCGUGAUGAGGAGGCCUGGCGGCUUGCGAUAUGAUGGACAUUCUAAUGACUGCAUUCAAUAAAGUGGCUUG